Hevea brasiliensis (rubber tree) is the source of this 1161-nucleotide messenger RNA. RefSeq lists its product as uncharacterized. Bases 1 to 1161 code for a protein of 386 amino acids. Lineage: Eukaryota; Viridiplantae; Streptophyta; Magnoliopsida; Malpighiales; Euphorbiaceae. The transcript has a single exon. The record is from RefSeq and is a predicted model, not a curated record.
AUGCAACCGCCACCUGGAUUGCGCCGACAGGGGGAGAACAGAGUGUGUCGGCUUCAUAAGUCCCUCUACGGUUUAAAACAGGCCUCCAGAAAUUGGUUCUCUACAUUAUCCAAUGUUCUACAAGAAGGCGGCUAUACACAGUCUAAAGCUGACUAUUCCUUAUUCACCAAAGUUAAUGCAUCAUCUAUUACUGUUAUUCUCAUAUAUGUUGAUGACAUAUUAUUGACAGGGAAUGAUGAACAGGAAAUUAAUCGCCUCAAAUCAUAUUUACUUCAGCACUUUCAUAUCAAGGAUUUGGGCGACCUCAAAUAUUUUUUGGGGAUUGAGUUUUCCCGUUCCAAUCAAGGCAUUUUUAUGUCACAGAGAAAAUAUGCCUUGGAUGUGCUACACGACGCAGGACUCACAGGUGCUAAACCGGAGAAGUUUCCGAUGGAACAAAAUUGCAAAUUGGAUCUUGAUGACAAUGAAAAAUUACACGAUGCUACCAAAUAUAGAAGGUUAGUUGGCAGAUUAAUUUAUCUAACUGUGACUAGACCGGACAUUGUUUAUUCAGUUCGUGUGUUGAGCCAAUUUAUGCAUGAGCCAUGUAAAUCUCAUUGGAAUGCGGCAAUUCGUGUCCUCAAAUAUGUGAAAGGAAAUCCUGGUCAGGGAUUAUUUUUGCCAUCUAAUAAUAAUUUGCAAUUAAAAGCAUUUUGUGACUCUGAUUGGGGAGGUUGCCGAACAACUCGAAGAUCGGUAUCAGGAUAUUGUAUUUUCCUUGGUCCUUCUCUCAUAUCUUGGAAAUCAAAAAAACAGACAAAUGUUUCUAGAUCAUCUGCUGAGGCAGAAUACCGAGCAAUGGCGAAUACUUGUUUGGAGCUAACUUGGUUAAGGUAUAUCCUUCAUGAUUUAAGAGUAUCACAAGUAGGUCCUUCGCCACUUUACUGUGAUAAUCAAGCAGCACUUCACAUUGCUGCAAAUCCAGUGUUUCAUGAGAGGACAAAGCAUAUUGAGAUAGACUGCCACAUUGUUCGAGAAAAAAUGAUGUCAGGAAUUAUUCGUCCGGCGUAUGUUUCAACUAAGAUGCAAUUGGCAGAUAUUUUUACUAAGCCCUUAGGCAAAGAAACCUUUGAAUUUUUACGCAGCAAGUUGGGAGUGUUAGAUCUCCACUUACCAACUUGA